Molecule: messenger RNA, 7067 nt
Organism: Rhinichthys klamathensis goyatoka
Lineage: Eukaryota; Metazoa; Chordata; Actinopteri; Cypriniformes; Leuciscidae
Gene: myo7bb
Product: myosin VIIBb
Exons: 46
Coding region: 56-6658 (2200 amino acids)
Cellular component (GO): myosin complex; cytoskeleton
Molecular function (GO): ATP binding; protein binding; cytoskeletal motor activity
Source: RefSeq, a predicted model, not a curated record
UUUUUUCAGGUUUUAAUUUUAAUUAGAUGUCUUUGGUACAAAGAGGAUUGUUCAAAUGGUGAUGUUAAAAAAGGGGGACUACUUCUGGAUUGACUCCAGUAUUGGGGUCCCUAUUGGAGGAUGUGUAAAGAUCUCAGACAGUGGACAGUAUUUCCUGAUCGAUGAUGAAGGGAAGGAGCGCCUUAUCCCGGAGGGGGAGAGGGCCAGUCUUAAGCCUAUGCACCCCACCUCAGUGGAGGGUGUGGAUAACAUGGUCAAACUGGGGGACCUCAGUGAAGCUGGUUUACUCAGAAAUCUGCUGGUGCGCCACAGACAGGGUUUUAUAUAUACUUAUAUUGGCUCUGUGCUAGUGGCAAUGAAUCCCUAUCAGAUGCUGCCCAUCUACACAGCGGAUCAGGUGCACCAGUAUCACGGGCGUAAGCUGGGCGAGCUCCCACCACACAUCUUUGCCCUCGCUGACAGUUGUUACUUCAACUUGUGCCGCAAUAAGCGCAACCAGUGCUGCAUUAUCAGUGGAGAAUCUGGUGCAGGAAAGACAGAAAGCACUAAACUGAUUCUUCAGUUCCUGGCUGCUGUGAGCGGGCAGCACUCCUGGAUAGAGCAGCAGAUCAUACAGGCCAACCCUGUCCUGGAGGCCUUUGGGAAUGCCAAAACCAUUCGCAAUGAUAACUCCAGCAGAUUUGGGAAAUAUGUGGAGAUCUUCUUUAAUAAACAGGGUGUUAUAGAGGGAGCUCACAUGGAGCAGUACCUGUUGGAGAAGUCUCGUGUCUGUCAUCAGGCACCACAGGAAAGGAACUACCACAUUUUCUAUUGUAUGUUAUCUGGGAUGCAAAGUGAGCAGAAGAAGACUCUCUCGCUUGGUAAUGCAUCACAGUUCAAGUACCUGACUGAGGGUGAUUGUUUGACAUGUGAUGGUCGUGACGAUGCUGAUGAGUUCGGACGGAUUCGUGCUGCUCUAAAGAUCCUCACUUUCUCAGACAGGGACUGCUGGGAAAUCUUCAAAUUACUCGCUGCCAUUCUCCAUAUGGGCAAUAUCAACUUUAAUAGCACUAUAAUGAAUAACAUGGACAGCUGUAACGUUCUGUCAUCGAAUAAUUUUUCGGUUACUGCCAAGUUGUUGGAGGUAGAAGAUGAAAUUCUUGAAAAGAGUCUCACAUAUCGCUCCUUCAUGACAAAUAGAGAGAUAGUCACUAAAGCCCUCAGCUCAGAGCAGGCCAUAGACACCAGAGAUGCUUUUGCCAAGGCACUGUACGGACGGCUGUUUGUUUGGAUGUUCACAAAAAUAAACAGCGCCAUUCACAAACCACAGACUGAUGAGUCCUCUUACACGCGCAAGUACAUUGGCCUGCUUGACAUUUUUGGCUUUGAGAAUUUUCCUCAGAACAGUUUUGAGCAGCUGUGCAUUAAUUAUGCCAACGAGCACCUGCAGCAGUUCUUUGUGAGUCACAUCUUUAAGCUGGAGCAGGAUGAAUAUAGUAAAGAAGGCAUCUCAUGGAAGCGCAUUACUUUCAGUGACAACCAGAAAACCCUGGACCUGCUGGCCAUUAAACCUCUCAACAUACUGGCUCUGGUCGAUGAGGAGAGCCACUUCCCUAAGGGAACAGAUGCCACAAUGUUAAACAAAAUGAACCAAGAACACAAUGGGAACAAACUGUAUAUCUCAUCCAAGAGCAAACAUGGCAUGCAUUUUGGGGUUCAGCACUUUGCUGGGCUGGUUUAUUAUGACUGUGAAGGUUUUUUGGAGAAGAACAGAGAUGCCCUGAGCACGGACAUCAUGGAGCUGGUUCGGAAAUCUUCCAACAAGUUGCUCAAGCAGAUCUUUGAGAAGGAGAUGAAUACAAACUCAGUCAAAAACACUAACAAACUGAACAAAAUCAUCAUGACGCCGAAGAACUCAUUACGUCAAGUAAAUGAUUCGAGGCGGCAGAUAUCUACUCUGAGUGGCCAGUUCCGCCAGUCUCUGGACUCUCUGAUGAAGGCCCUGUCUCUCUGUCAGCCCUUCUUCAUACGUUGCUUCAAACCAAAUGACAAAAAGAGGCCCAUGUUUUUUGACAGAGAGCUCUGCAUGCAGCAACUUCGCUACUCUGGAAUGCUGGAGACCAUUCGAAUACGCAAGUUGGGAUAUCCCAUCCGGCACACCUUUAAAGACUUCCUGCAGCGCUAUCGUGUGCUCCUGAAGUCUGUAGAUUGUGACCCCAACACUGAGCCUUCUUCCGACUGCUGUGCAGCCAUCUGUAGGGCUAUGAUCAAAGACGAAGAGGACUGGAAGAUUGGCAAAAACAAAAUCUUUCUCAGGGAUCAUCAUGAUUCCUUCCUAGAGGUGGAGAGAGAGCAAGAGCUUAAUAGGAAGGCACUUAUCAUCCAAAGAGUGAUGCUUGCCCACAAGGAUAGAGGAGCUUUUGUAAAGAAGAGGAAGGCAGCUCUGGUUUUGCAGAAAAACUGGCGUGGCCACAGAGACAGAAGAGGCUUUUGCAAACUCAAGCAGGGAUUUGCUCGGCUGCAGGCCAAAGUGCGCAGUCGGCAGCUCCAUACGGAGUAUAUGCGCAGACGGACUGCAGCCAUGACUCUACAAACACAGACCCGUGGCUACCUCGCCAGGAAGGACCUGAAAUGUAAAAAAAACGCAGUGAUACUGCUGCAGGCUCAGACCAGAGGACUGCUGGCCAGGAAAACCCUCAAGAGAAUGAAAUCAGAUGCGUUUUUGACUGCGCAAGAAAAAGAGGCCCAGGAACUGGCAGCACUGGAGCUUCAGCAACGCCUAGAGGAGCUGCUCAGAAAUAACGAGGAAGCUGCCAAAUCCCAGAAUAAGGAUGAUGAGGAAAUGGUGGAGAAUCUCUUUGGCUUCAUGAGUACAUUAGGAGGACAAGAGGGCCAAGCUCCUGAGGGUUUUGAGGAUUUUGAGGCAGAGCCGGUGAAGUUAGAAGAGGUUGAACUAGUAGAGAGCCCUGUAAUGGCGAGAAAGGCUAGGUCAUUACCAGACAGCAGUGAAGACGAAAUAGAGGAUAAAGAGGAGAAGAAGAAGGAGGAGGAGGAGGAGGAGGAGAAGAAUGAAGCUGAGGAUGAUGAGUUCGCUUUCUCUAAAUUUACAUCUUUACACUUCCAAGGAUCUUCUACCCACUCGCAUAUCCAACAGAGACUGCGGAAACCCCUGCUCUACCAUGAGGAUGAAGGGGAUACCCUGGCCAGUUUGACAGUAUGGUGGAUCAUACUAAGAUUUAUGGGAGAUCUUCCAGAGCCGAAGCAAGAACGUGUUUCUACAAUUGCCGACCCCAUUCAGAGGAACCUCGGUCAGAGACAAGCACGGCGACUCAGUAACCUUGUUGGAUUAGAUCAGAAAUUUUUGAGGAAAAAAAUGAAGCAGCAGAAGGGGACAGGGAAACGAAAGCCCUCAGCCAUUCCUGAAGAAGAGCCAGAAGAAGUACCACAACCUAAAAUGGAGGCAGUUCAGGAGGAAGAGGAUGUACUGUUUGGAGAGGGACCAACUUUUGAUCGCCCAAUGACAUCCUUGGAAAAAUUACACAUUAUUGUGGGAUAUGCCAUUGUACGACAAGAUAUAAGAGAUGAAAUCUACUGUCAGAUCUGUAAGCAGUUAACAGACAAUAAGAACCAGAAAAGUGUAAAAAGAGGCUGGAUCCUUCUGUCCAUCUGUCUGGGCAUUUUUUCUCCUACAGACCGCCUCACUAAGUACCUGGAGAGCUUUAUACGCCAUGGGCCAAGUGAAUACUCCUCCUUCUGUGCGGAGCGACUGCAAAGGACUUUAGCCAAUGGAGAAAGAAGUGAGCCGCCAUGCUGGGUUGAACUACAGUCUGUGGAGACCAAGAACCCCAUUGUAGUGGUUGUGGGUCUGAUGGAUGGCAGAAGCAUCAGCCUCCAUGUGGACUCAGCCACCACUUCUAAAGAGGUGUGCAAUUCAGUUAUCCAGAAAAUAAACCUGCAGGACAGUUAUGGCUUCUCCAUAUAUGCUGCAAUGAAUGAGAAGAUGUGGUCUCUAGGCAGUGGCAGUCAGCACAUCUUGGAUGCCGUGUCUAUGUGUGAGCAGGAAGAAAAGAGGCAGGGGAGAGAGGAACAGCACGCUCCUUGGCGCCUCUAUUUCCGCAAAGAGAUCUUCACUCCGUGGCAUGACUGUUCAUCUGACCAAGUCAGCACAGAUCACAUCUAUAGGCAGAUCAUCCAUGGACUCAAACAUGGAGAAUAUCUGUCUGAUAAGGAGGAUGAUUAUGUGCAGCUCGCAGCCAAAUAUUACUAUAUACAGCACGGCUCUGAAAGCAGUUUGGAAACUGCCCAGAAGAUUGUUCGUGAGUGCAUGAACAUGACUAUAAUUGAGAACAAGUCUUUGGUCAAACUAGUGCAGUUGGUCAAUUCUGCGCACACAGAGGGCCCUUACAUAAACUCUACUACACCUGUCCAUGAAGUAAAAGCAGAGAUCGUCCAAUAUGCACAGCAGAAGUGGCCAAUCUAUUUCUCCAAGUUAUAUGAGGCUAACGUGGUUUCAGGUCCCCCACUGCCUCAAGACCAGUUUGUAGCUGUUGUGAACUGGAAAGGGGUCUUCUUUCAGGACGAGACAGAAGCCGCAUUUCUGCAGCUCUCUUAUCCCGAGGUGUCAAGAAUCGAAAUGCUGAGCGAUGAAAAGUCUGGUGGGAUUGUAUGUUUGACAACUCCAAAGGGGAUGUAUGAGCUGAAGGUUGUGAAGGGAAACGAAUUUGUGGAGCUGGUCAACAUGUUCAUCUUAGGGCUUAAGAAGAGAUCCCUGUAUGCCGUGGCAAUACAGGACCUUAGCAGACAAGAGGAUCCCACAUUCCUGAGCUUCAGAAGGGGCGAUGUGCUGUAUAUCAUAAAGGAUGGAGAAUAUAAUUUUGAAGAAGGCUGGAUCAAAGCGAGGAAUGAGAGGACAAGUCAAACUGGAGCAGUUUCCUUAGAUUCUAUUCAGAUUCUACCGAUGUUGACUAGGCCUACAGAAGAAACACUGAAUUUGCUGAAUUUGACCCCAGCACGGAGAAAGUCAGUGAUGCCGGUGAUGCCGAUGUUGAAGGAGGAGCUCAGCACAGAGAGAGUCGCCCACAUGUCGCUCAAGGAGUUCUCUUUCGACUAUUUCAGGGAGUCAGGUAAGGAGGGUGGUCGUGGCAAGGGAGGAGCCAAAGAGAAACUGUGGGCCAACAGCAAAGAGCCUCUCAAACAGCCUCUGCUCAGGAACCUGCAGGGCAACUCAGAGCUCUGCCACCUCGCUUGUGACUCCUUCACAGCUAUCCUUAAAUAUAUGGGAGAUUAUCCAGUCAAGCAUGUACGGACACCCAUAGAUCUAACAAACCAGAUCUUUGGGCCAGCAACAGCGCACGUCGAGCUAAGAGAUGAGAUCUACUGCCAAAUAAUGAGGCAGAUGACUAAUAACAAACAUGGGUUGAGUAUGGAGCGAGGUUGGCAGCUGUUGUGGCUGUGCUGUGGUCUCUUCCCUCCUAGUCAGUUGUUACUGAGGCAUGCUCAACGUUUUCUGGAGUCCAGGCCCAGAGAGCCACUGGCCUCCACCUGCUUGCAGAGGAUGCAAGCUAUGCUCAGGUUAAACUUUACUACUCAAACAGAUUGUUUGAUUAUUGUAAACAUGAAGGGGCGAAUGUUGAACUGUAAUGCAUUUUUUAUUGUCCCGUACAGUAUCGAGGGAAGGAAGUUGCCUCCUCACCAGGUGGAAGUGGAUGCCAUUCAGAAUAACAGCACUCAGAUCUUCCAUAAAGUUCAUUUUCCCAACGAUACAUCUGAAAUAUUUGAGGUGACCACCACCACGAGGAUCAGAGAUUUAAUUCGCAACAUUUCCAAAGACCUCCGCCUCUCCUCAUCCGAUGGAUACAAUCUGUUUGUGAAAACAGCCAAUAAGGUAGUAAGUAUGGAUUCUGAAGAGUACUUUUUUGACAACCUCAGGCAACUCACAGAUGUCGCCAAAAAAGGAAAGAAAAUCAAGGAGGCUGCUCCAACUAUUGUCCCUUACCUGGUGCUCUUCAUGAGGAAGCUCUGGUUUAACGUGAUCCCGGGGAAAGAUCUAACCGCUGACCUAAUGUUCCACUUUCCUCAGGAAUUGCCGAAGUAUUUGCGGGGUUACCAUAGUGUGUCUAAGGAGGACAUGAUCAGUCUGGCAGGACUGCUGUUGCGUACUCAGAUUGACACGGAUAAGUCACAGUUUGUCAUGAUCCCUAAAAUGCUGAAAGAUCUAGUGCCAGCUGAUCAGCAGAGGAUCAUGACUCCUGAGGACUGGAAAAAGCACAUGAUCAGUUCAUACAACAAGCAGGCAGGCAUAACUGUAGAUGAAGCCAAACUCCAGUUCCUGAAGACCAUCUCACAGUGGCCUACCUUUGGAUGUGCUUUCUUCGAAGUAAAGCAAACAUCUGAGAAGAGUUACCCCGGUGUCAUCAUGAUAUCAAUUAGCAAACAAGGAGUUAGCCUCAUCAACCCUAAGACAAAGGAAGUGCUUGUGAUGCAUCUAUUCAGUAAGAUCACUUCCUGGUCUAGCGGAAGCACCUAUUUUCACAUGACCAUUGGCAAUCUAGUGCAGGGCACCACUCUGCUCUGUGAGACCUCAAUGGGUUAUAAAAUAAGCGAUCUCCUGUCCUCUUACAAGAACAUGUAUAUGAAGGAGAUAACAGUGGUGCGGCCCAGAAAUCAAUUGUUCUCUUGAAUCAGCAUUUAGUAUGAUCAUUUUUUGGUAGCGUAUUUCUAUUUUUUAUCUUUACCAUAAUAAUUCUACUAUAAAUUUGUUUUGGUAAUUUUGGUGUACUCUGUAAGUAAAAUUAACAUUUAUAAUUACUGUCGGAAAUCACUUUUUAAUAUGUAAGUCACUAUAGAUCUGUCAGUGAAUCAGCUGUUUAAAUCAUGUUUUUGCUUGUUGCGUCUUCUAUGUGCAUAUAUAUGUUUUAAAUAAUAAUUUUAUAGGCUUAGAUAUUUAUUAUAUUUCAAUAUUCCACCUUUUCAUUGACUUUGCCUUGCAAUGUUACACUAGGUGGCAGUAUUUUUACAGUUUAAUUCUAAUCUAUCUAAUACUGCUUUGUAGGAACAACUAUAUUUAACAAUAAAAUGUAAAAUUCAAA